CAGCAUUGUCACGAUUGUGAUUGUCAACCAGCACAAUCUAAAGAUUUCCGAGGAGAAAAUGGAGAAGUUUAGCGUAGUAACACAAAGUCAAGUUAAUGUGCGAGUCACGAGCUCAGCAAAUUCAUUUGGGACAGAAAAAAGAUUCCCUAAAGACUUGACAAUUGCUGAUUUUAAGAACAAAUUGGAGUUGUUAACUGGUUCUACAUCUGGUAAUAUGAAACUAGAAGUUUACGAUGGAGAUAACAAAUUACUGUGUAAAUUAGACAAUGAUGAUGCACUCCUAGGUUCGUAUCCAAUAGAAGAUGGAAUGAGAAUCCAUGUUAUAGAUCCCACAAUUAAAAUAGGCGAGUUUGAAGAUGUAUCCAAAGUGGAAAAAUAUGAAAUGUCUGAGGAUGACUAUGCUCAAAAAACAGAUUCUGUUAGAGCUUUUAAGGAAAGGAACAAGUUAGGGAGGUUUAAGGAAGUGGACCCUGAAGAACAGAAGAGGUUAGAGGAGGAAAAACAAAGGAAAGAACAGGAAAACAAAGAGAAGGCCGAGAGCAUGAAAAUAGGGGAGAGAUGUGAAGUAAGAGUUCCUAACCAACCUACAAGAAGGGGUACAGUCAAAUAUGUAGGUUUAACAGAUUUCAAACCAGGAUAUUGGGUUGGUGUUCAUUAUGAUGAACCUGUAGGAAAGAAUAAUGGAAGUGUUGGGGGUAAGAAAUAUUUUGAAUGUCCUGAUAAAUAUGGAGGAUUUGUUCGACCAGAAAACGUGGAAGUCGGGGAUUUUCCUGAGGAGGGACUUGAUUUCAGUGACGAGGAUGAAAUAUAGGAAAUUGAGAGAUAUUUAAAAAAUGUGUUCUAGAAAUGUAGAUGUUCAAGGUUAAAAGUGCUUCAAGUCAGCUACAGUGGUUGUAAAAUAAAAAAAUAUAACAAUUUAACCUCAUUUUCUUGCAAGUUGUGCAAAACAUGAAAAAAAACCUAGCUUACUUGCAUUGUGCUUUUAUUGUAUAUGUAUUUACACCAUAUACAUUUGGUGUAUUAAUUGUAGAUCUUUUUCAUAUGGAUACUUGUCAUGCAAAAAUUAUUUCUUGCUGAUUUCAUUACCCUUUCACUUAAAACCAGAUUUUAUUGUUUUUUAUAUUGUUAUAAUAUGCCACUUAUGCAAGGUUUGAUUUGUGAUUCUAUGUGAACAAAACUAUUGGUUUGUGAACAGUGGAUAUGCCAUUACACAUUGAUACUGGACACAUUAUAUAGCUCAUAAUGGUAAACAUAAACGUAAUUGUAUAAAAAAAUAAAUUAUUAUUACACUAUCA
Molecule: messenger RNA, 1295 nt
Organism: Saccostrea echinata
Lineage: Eukaryota; Metazoa; Mollusca; Bivalvia; Ostreida; Ostreidae
Product: tubulin-folding cofactor B-like
Exons: 7
Coding region: 59-811 (250 amino acids)
Biological process (GO): tubulin complex assembly; cytoplasmic microtubule organization; post-chaperonin tubulin folding pathway
Cellular component (GO): microtubule plus-end; cytoplasm; nucleus
Molecular function (GO): alpha-tubulin binding; microtubule plus-end binding
Source: RefSeq, a predicted model, not a curated record